Lucilia sericata (common green bottle fly) is the source of this 2953-nucleotide messenger RNA. It is a transcript of the gene Sdr, whose product is annotated as insulin receptor. The record is from RefSeq and is a predicted model, not a curated record. Gene Ontology annotation, molecular function: protein binding. The transcript has 10 exons. NCBI's taxonomy places the organism in Eukaryota, Metazoa, Arthropoda, Insecta, Diptera, Calliphoridae. The coding region runs from base 463 to 2874 and encodes 803 amino acids.
ACAGAAGGGUGAACAUAGGCGCAAUAAAAAGAAAUUCUUAGAAAAACAUAAGAAAAAAAUUAAUUUAAAUUAAUUAAAAAAUAAUACUAAAACCAUAUUUAUAAAUCUUUAAAGAAAUUAUAAUUAAAAAUUGCAUUUCAAUUAAAAGCGAUUCUUUGUCAUAGACGUCACUUAAAGAAGAAACAUGACUCUAGUGUUUUGUUGUCUAUUUAGAGGUCAAGUUUUCAAUUAAAUAAUUAAAAGACGACAGCAAAACAACACAAUUGUUGGCGUUUUCAAAACAAGUACAGAAGUCUAUAUAACCAAUAAAAUACAUAACAAAAACUGAAAAACAACUACUUGCCUCGAGGUCAAAUGUCAACUUAAACAGUGAAUGAAUGACGUAAAGUGUCGUGUCUUAUAGUGAAAUACGAGUAAUGUUGUCUUGUCGCAGUUAAAUGAUAAAAUUAAAUUCGAAAUAAAAUGCAGAAAUAUUUCUCACUAUUAUUCAUCCUCUACAUUUGUUGUGCCUGUCAACAACAGGCUAAUGCCAAGUGUGAAUCCGCCACAAUUCGAUCGAUUAAAGACUUUAAUAAACUGCAAAAUUGUACUGUCAUCACUGGUUAUGUGCGUAUAGUACAAAUGCAAUUUACUCCCAAGGCCUUGGAGCAUGUUAAAGCCUCAAAUAUAGAGGAAAUAAGUGAAUAUUUAUUAGUGUAUCGUGUUGAGGGUCUUGACAGUUUGGAAAGGCUAUUUCCCAAACUGCUGGUUAUACGAGGCGUUGAAUUGUUGUAUGACCAAUAUGCAUUGAUUAUUUUGGAAAAUCGCGAUUUAAAAAAUAUUGGUCUGGUGAAUUUAUUGCGUGUUUUAAAGGGUUCAAUACGUGUCGAAUCGAAUCCUUCAUUGUGUUUUACGCACACCAUUAAUUGGGUAUCGAUUUUGGGUAAUAAUACAAAACAGUAUUACUAUGUAAUGAAGAACAAUAAAUCUCCCAAUCAAUGUCCUCUCUGUUAUACAUAUCAAGAUGAACUUGAUACAAUCGAGGUUAAUCGUCACAAGAAAUGCUGGUCUCUGGGCAAGUUCCAGAAAACCACUUUAGAUUAUAUAGAUGGUAAAAAGUGUUACAAACAAGGCGGUAGAAGCAGCUGUUUGACUUCUUGCUCGGAUAGUAACUGUAGACAUUGCACAAAAUAUGUCUCUGAGAGAGGUUGUGUGGAUAAUUGUUUACCUCCCAAAUAUAGAUUGGCCUUUAAAAGACAAUGUGUUAGUGAUUGCAAUCAAUUGAAACUUAAGCAAUUGGGCAUGGAAUGUGUGAAGGAAUGUCCCAAACAUUAUGUGGAAGUAAAGAAAAAUGGCAAAAUUUCAUGUGCUUUAAAUUGUACUGGCAAUUUUAUUGUACACACUAUAGAUGACUUGGAAGGUUUAGCGGAUUGUAGUACGAUCGAGGGUUCCUUGACCAUAGAAUUAUAUGAGGUUCACAAACCCUUAAUACAAAAUUUGGAACAUGCUUUUCGCAAUUUAAACGAAAUUACCGGUUAUUUGAAGAUUUUAAGUUCACCACAAAUUGUUUCUUUACAUUUCUUUAAAAAUCUCCAUACUAUAAGGGGUUCGGAAUUGAUAGAAGAUAGAUAUUCUCUUUAUGUGGUUGAUAAUCAUUAUUUGGAAGAAUUAUGGCUUGGUAGAGUUGCCAUUUUACAUGGCUGCGUUUAUUUCCAUUUCAAUCCCCGAUUGUGUUAUGAAAAAAUUACCGAUUUACAGGAAAGUUUUAAAGAAUGUACAAAAAUAACGAUUAAGGAUGCUUCUCGAAAUUCAAAUGGCGAAAGAGUAGUGUGCGGUCCAGAUAUUCGAGAUCUUACAGCCAAUAUUACCGAUUUCAAUUCAAAUUCCGCUGUCGUACAAGUUGAUCUCAUGGUUCCAGAAGAGUUUAGUUUACUGAUUGGUUACACGUAUUACUAUAAAGAGGCUGCUGAAAGGAAUGUAACAAAAUUCGAUGGUCGUCAUGGUUGUGGCAGAGAUGGUUGGAUGACCGAUGUCGUUGUUAGCCAACGUAGACGUCACAUUUUAAAGCAUCUUAAACCGGCUACACAAUAUGCUUAUUUUGUUAAAAGUUUGACCACCAUGGAUUAUCCUUACUAUGCGCAACAUGUAUCGGAAAUAGAAUAUUUUCAAACCGAACCCGCCAAGCCAGAAAAAGUGGCAAAGAUGUAUACACACAAAUUGUCCACUAAGGAAAUUGAAGUUCAUUGGUGGCCACCACGCAUACCCAAUGGCAUUAUAGAAAAAUAUAUUUUGCAGUAUGAAGUAACAAAUGACACAAUUCCUUCUGAAACUUCAAAUCAAAAUAAGGAAGAACUUUGUCAAUGUCCUAAACUUGAUACAGAAUCGAUAAUUCCCACUCCUCAUGUAGAUGAUUAUCACAAUAAAGUGCAAUGGCUAUACAAAGAUGCCUUAAGUAAUUUCCUAUUCCAAAAAAGCAAAUCUUCCGGACAGAUGACUCGCAUUAAAUCGGACAGCAAUGAAACCGGCGAAGCUCGUGCCGAAAAGGCUUACAAUGAAUUGCGUAAUCAAACCAUACAAAAGCAAGAAGAAGCCAAAGAAACCUACAUUUUACCUCACCCCUACCCAGUAUGCAAUCAAUCCAAUCCCAAUAUACAAGAUCAAACAGAAAACAAGUGCAUACCAUUGGAAAGAUAUGAGGAUGCCAUUGAAAUACCCGGCUAUCGUCACUCCUACAUAUUGAAUAAUUUAGAACCCGAACAGACAUAUCGCAUUAGUUUGAGAGCUUGUGUCAAGGAUUUAGCCAAUGGUUGUGGUCCGGAAAAGAUUAUAUUGGCCGAGACAGUGAGCAAACGCUUGCAAACAAUAUUGGAGAACUUAUCAAUGCAUAAGUUGUAAGUGGUUUAAUGUAAAUAUGUAAUAAAUAGAAUUUAAUCAAAAUAAAGUUACAAUAAAAUUAUGUUUUUGUUAAAUUAUU